This is a messenger RNA of Pyricularia grisea, 2286 nucleotides long. RefSeq lists its product as uncharacterized. Lineage: Eukaryota; Fungi; Ascomycota; Sordariomycetes; Magnaporthales; Pyriculariaceae. The transcript has 5 exons. The record is from RefSeq and is a predicted model, not a curated record. Bases 237 to 2135 code for a protein of 632 amino acids.
UGCCCAGACCUGAACUGCUCUUCUAUCGCCGGUAAGGCUGCCUGUACUACACAUUACCGGACUCUCACAUUUCGGGCGCAAAUCACACGAAUGAAGUUAUGGGAUUUACCACCUCUCCGCUGCUGUGUACCUACGAAAGGGCUCAUCAUUACCACCACUAUAAUGAGCUGCUUCAGCCGGGCCUGGGCAGUCUAUAAAAAUGAGUUUCAAGUCCAUGCCUUUUUCCUGCCUGCCCAAUGGCCCUAUUCCACCUUGCUCCUCUCUGCUGUUAUUCAUCCCCAAACCCUAAUAUUCCGAGCAAAAUGUGCACCACCGGGCCCGGAACAAUGGCAGUCCAUCCUGGAGAAGAGCCUUCUCUCGUCUGCUCAAGACAUGGAAGCUACUCCAUUGAGGAAAACAUCAAUACUGAAGUUGAGCAAAAGUCAGCCAAAACAACAACACCUCCAUCGAUAGCGCCCAACUCACCUCCACCUCGCCCACCUAAAGUGCUUGCCGGGGAACCUGAUGUGAGAUCAGUAGAUCGGUCUGAUAUGCUAGUUGUCUCAGCAGACCAACUACGAGAGAUUAUGAGGCAGGAAAUCGCGAAUGUGCUCCAACAUCCUAUCCCGCAAGACGGAUAUGGAAGCAAUACAGACGCAGCAGCCUCUCCUCCAUUACCUUUGGCCAGUACCCCAAGUGUGGCGGGAACAUUCCCCAAAACGUAUGAUCAAUUUGACAGCCGGACAUUGAGUGGCAUUAGCAAUGGGCAAGGGCCAGCUCAGGCAGCUACCUCUUUGCAGCCAAGUUUGAGUGAUGAGAAAUGGGGCGUUCUCUUUGACGGGACAGGGAGCCCUACAAAAAGGGCAAAUGAGCUGCUCAAAAGCAUUGCAGAUCAUAUUGUACUCGAAUAUGAACCACAGCAGAGUAUCGUCAUUACACCUGAAAAGAUGUCCCGAUUUUAUGACCGGCACCGCCUUCCACAAGAGAUUUAUCCCUUCACGAAAAUCUUCGAUACAAGUAUCACGACGAGCUUUGUUCACGAUAGAAUUGCGGAUCUUUACGACGAUCUCGGUUGCCAAUAUCACCUCACUCAAAAGGACGCCAGGUCACGACCAUCUGUCCCAGCGCUUACGCCAAAGGGCUUUGCACGGUGGCUCCUCGUCAACAUGCAGGCAUACCCUAACGAGGAAUUCCAGAGACUUUCUGAUGUGGUCUUGGCCACUCCAAUCAACAUCACCAACACGCACGACGGAAAGCUGGAGAGAAUGCCGCGCAAGAUAUCUAGGCAUACUCUGCCGAGAAAACCAGAUACAAAUGCACGGAAACUUCUUGAUGAGGCGUUAGAUGACUUUAUCGAGGAGACAGUACCGGUUUCGCCAUCAAAGCCAGCACACUUAGGACUGUCACCCACCGCACCAUCGUUCACGGGUAGAGGUCUACAUAACCCUGAACCUUCGUCAAACAGUACCGUACUGAGAUAUACACCCAAGUCUUUGAACCCAGGCCAGGAGAUAGUAGGGUCGCUUGCUUCCAGUCCAACAGAGUAUUCUUCCUCUUCGUAUUGGACACGCCAGGCUCACGGAGGUGAGCAGCGUGGUACCGGUCAUCACUCAUUGCCUGUAGGGGCUGGUUCUCAAGCGCAACUUCCUCCACCGCCAGUGGGAAACACGAUACAUCGAAGCUCAGAUUCCCGAAGAUAUAGCCAUUCAGCUGUUGCCGUAACUCAAGGGAAACCUCUCGUGGGAGGGUCAAGCCAGGCACCACAUCUGAGAGAUACAAGCAGCUUCCUGUCCAUCCCCGGUACUUAUAGUCCAUCUUCAGUUGAAUCUGCGCUACCAACCUUGUCAGCAGCGCAGCUUGCGACUAUUAGGGACCGAUCUCCUCGGCGUGAACGUGAAAAACAGUACUACGGUGCUUCAAAGCAGAUGACAAAUUCGCUCGCACUUAUAGAAAGUAAAUCUGGCGACGCAACCCCCAGACGGUCUGGCUCAUACCGCAGAGCGGAACCGAGACAGGAGCGAGAUUGGGACCGGCGUCAAGGAGAAGCCCCGGAGAGUCCAUCUUCUCUUCAGAGGCGUCCCAUGGAAGCACCAGGCAUUGACGACACAAGAGGUGGACCGACGUGGGAUGAGUAUCUCCUGCAAAGGGAUACCUGACUUUUGCAGUAUAGGUAUAGUUUUUGAUUCUUUCUUCUUUGUAGUUGGGAUAUGUAUGCAUUUCUACUUGCACAUGUAGUGUUUGAUUUGGACAUUUGGACAAGGAGCCAGUUUUACGUGUGAGGUCUAUUUCAUAUUGCAGCUGUUACAG